This is a messenger RNA of Diospyros lotus (date-plum), 711 nucleotides long. RefSeq lists its product as uncharacterized. The coding region runs from base 151 to 468 and encodes 105 amino acids. NCBI's taxonomy places the organism in Eukaryota, Viridiplantae, Streptophyta, Magnoliopsida, Ericales, Ebenaceae. The transcript is spliced from 2 exons. The record is from RefSeq and is a predicted model, not a curated record.
CCGUUAAUUUGAUCUCUUUAAUCUCUUCAUUAUUAUUAUAAAUAGCCCUCCUCAAUUAACAACCUUCCUCGAUCGGCCGUUAACAUUUCAUAUUCCACUCCUUUCAACUCUUUCCCUCUCUACCUCCUUGAUUACCUAGCCUCAUCGAUCAUGGCCUCCCUCAAGAGCGAUACGGAUAAGUUAUCAGCGGAAGAGACAGCCGGUGAAGAUUUUUCUGUUUCAGCUACAGAACCGGAAAGCACAGAGAAGGCGGCAGCAGACUCUGUGGUUUCUCCAGAUCAUGAAGACGAAGUAAAAGAAAAAGAAGAGGGUGCUUUAGGAGGCGAGGAAGACGAGCCACUAGAUCAAGUACUGCCAACCGACGAGGAAUUUUCCAUCCCCCCAGCUUCUACUCCUGCUUUCGGUGACGAUGAAGAAGCAGACCCUGGGGCCACUGACGACGACGACGACAAUGAUGAUGUUGAAUAAUAUAUAUAGCUGCCUCAACAAGGGGAUCGAUUGAUGCAUCGAGCAAUUAGUAUACGUAUGUAUAGCAGCCCGCAUGGCAUGCUGCAAGGUUGUGGUGGCAUCAAUAUAUAUAUAUAUAUAUAUAUAGACACACUAAUAAGUAAGGAAGGUGUUCGAUGUUUGUGGGGUUUCUUUUUCAUGAUGUGCUGGGCUUUUCUUUGUUAUUAAGGGGCAUUAUAUAUAUAUAUUCUGUGAUAUUAUUCA